Messenger RNA from Pleuronectes platessa (European plaice), 2043 nucleotides. RefSeq lists its product as uncharacterized. The transcript is spliced from 6 exons. The record is from RefSeq and is a predicted model, not a curated record. Bases 451 to 1257 code for a protein of 268 amino acids. Lineage: Eukaryota; Metazoa; Chordata; Actinopteri; Pleuronectiformes; Pleuronectidae.
CGCGUGGCUAGUCUGUCAGAUGUAAACAAAAGCGCGGUUCUGUGGAUUCGACCUGAAAUAAGACAGCACAGGGCAGAGGAGCGAGAAGUAGCCACAGCUUGUUGUGAUGCGGACUUGGAACAGGGUUGUCAGCCGCUGCCACUCUCUGAUAUUCAGCCAAACCUGAACUAUGCAAACCUGUGGAUGUUUCUGCCGGGGACGCCCCAUUCACUGCGCGGGUUUUAUACAAGCCCUCACAUCCUUCUUUGUAAAAACACUUUUUAAAAGUUUUGUUUUUGAUCUAGAAGCCUGGUUAAUGGUGGAUGCUUGUUUUCUGUACCAAGGCUUUGGGUCGAUUUUGGCGACGGUAACAUAUUUGACCUUUGGUCAGUCACGUGAUCUCCAUGUUUAAAACGCACACACAAAAAUGGUUUGGUCUCUGCUCCCUGAUUGCCUCACUGAAACUACAAGAUGAAGUUUUUGGAUCUUUUUGGACGAUUAAAGUCUGUGGUUAUUGGAAUGAUCCAUGUCAAAGCAUUACCAGGCACCCCCCUGGGGUGUAUGAAAAUAUCACAGAUCAUUGAGGAGGCAUGCAGGGAGGCAUCAAUCUACCGUGAUGCAGGGAUUGAUGGUCUGAUCAUCGAGAACAUGCACGACACCCCUUACUCAUUCUCUGUGGGCCCUGAGGUGUGUGCCUGUAUGACAGCUGUGUGCACUGCUGUGAGAAGCGUCUGUCCGAUCCUGCCACUCGGAGUCCAAAUACUGUCUUCUGCUAACCAGCAGGCAAUGGCCGUAGCUCUGGCUUCAGGUAUGGAUUUCAUCAGGGCGGAGGGUUUUGUCUUUUCUCAAGUGGCGGAUGAGGGCCUCUUGAAUGCUUGUGCCGGAGAGUUACUGAGGUAUCGCAAACAGGUCGGCGCUGAGCAUGUGCAGAUCUUCACUGACAUCAAAAAGAAGCACAGCGCCCAUGCCCUGACAUCAGACGUGAGCAUUGAGGAGACGGCCCGUGCUGCAGAGUUCUUCCUCUCUGAUGGACUCGUCAUCACAGGAGCAUCCACUGGUGCAGAGGCUGACCCAUGUGAGCUCAAAGAGGUUUCCCAGGCUGUGAGAAUCCCAGUGCUGAUUGGUUCUGGAGUGACCUAUGACAACAUGGAGCGCUAUCUUGAUGCAAAUGGAAUGAUCAUUGGUUCUCAUUUCAAGGAGGGUGGCCACUGGGCCAAUGCAGUCCACCCAGAGCAGGUGAAAAGGUUCAUGGGAAAGAUUCGUCGCCUUCGAAAAUGACUGGUCCUAUUAAAAAUGCUCAAUUGUACCUUCAAGUCUUACAAAGUUUUCACUUUACCUCAAAAAGAACUCAGAGAAGUGUAAAAUCUUGACUGCUGUAGAAGGUAACAUUAGUUAUGAAGCUCAGUGAAUCAUAAAGCACAAGGGUCAGGUUUCUUUAUCUAGGUCACAUCAAUUAAUUAAUUAUAUCAUUAGGAGAUUAAUGCAGCUUGAAUAUACUGACAAGAAUGCCAUAUGAAUGUCAAUAACUGACUGUUUUAAAUGAUAUUAUUUUUAGAAAUACAUGAGCAAUCAUGAAUUUGUCAUUUAUACUGCCAUAUUAAACAGAAACCAGCUUAAGAAAACAAGAUUUAUUUGGCUUUUUUUUAACAUUUUUAUAAAUACACACAAAAUAGAAAAACAUAAUAUUCAACUGUAUAUACAAAUGUGAGUCAAAAAUGAACAAUUUGCGUGGAUUGAAAAAAGUGGGUACCAGCCGAAAAAUAUAAAACGGUACACUUAAUACAAAACUUUAAUAGUGGUUUUGUAAUUACACUCUAAUAAAAAUCAAUUUGUAACAAAUAACAUUCAUUGUAGGGAGUUCAGAGAUAUUCAUUUCACACGAUAUGAGUACUGUACAAGUGCACAUGUUAUUAAAGUAGCUUUUAAUAUACUUUACACAAGAACGUCUAAAGCUAAGGCACAUAAUAUAAUACACAUAGAAUACAAUCAUGGACUAACCACUCAGAGUCUGGCAGCAUCCAACUGCAUCAUACGUCAGAGCAAAGAAUUCUACAGGAUAGAAUU